AAUAUCAGCUGUUUUCAAUUAUUAAUUCUUAUAAAACUUCUUUUAUUUACAUUGAUAUUUGUUUGAAGUUUAAACAAUGUCACGACUAGCUUUAUUGCGCAAUUUAGUCUUCCACAGACAUAACCUACUGCCCAAGGCGGUGCCACGCCUGCAAUGUGCUGCAUCGCUGCACAUGACCCGCUGCCUGCGACAGGAAGCGUCGCGCGGCGGUGGUGGCGGCGCUCUACAGCAGUCAAAGGGUGGUGCCGAUGUGUCCACGGAUGUACGCCCCGUUGGCGAGAAGAUCAAGGAAAACACCAAGACGGCCAGCUAUACAGCGAUCAUACUGGCAGGUCUGGGUGUCACCGGCAUCAUGUUUUAUGCCAUUUGCCGCGAGCUCUUCUCCAGUGAAAGCUCCAACAACAUCUAUGCCGAUGCCCUGAAACGUGUGGUUAAUGAUCCCCGGGUGCAGGAUGCCUUAGGUGCACCCAUCAAAGGCUUUGGCGAGACAACGCGUCGCGGACGUCGCCAGCAUGUGGCGCACUCCUGCUACGAGCGCCAUGGUAAGCCGCACAUGAGGAUGCAGUUUUAUGUUCAAGGCGUCAGGAACAAGGCCACCGUGCAGCUGGAAGCCAGAAGGUCCUGUCCAAGUAAACUGAAGUAUCGUUAUUUGUUUGUGCAAUUGGAUCAUUAUCCCCGUACCACCAUCGUGCUGGAAGAUAAUCGUGCCCUUGAUGCCAUCCCCGAGCCAGAGACUGCCCCUGCCACAUCUUCAUCGUUUGGAAGCCUGACCCUUUUGUCCAAUAGUCAGGACAAAUAGGGGAUUCUUUAUUAUGUUCUGCACUGCACUUAAAUUCUCUGUAUAGUUGUAUUUAUUAUUUGACUGACAAUGAAAAAUGCCAUUGGAAAAUCCCA
Drosophila subobscura is the source of this 894-nucleotide messenger RNA. Its product is annotated as mitochondrial import inner membrane translocase subunit Tim21. The record is from RefSeq and is a predicted model, not a curated record. Gene Ontology annotation, cellular component: TIM23 mitochondrial import inner membrane translocase complex. The coding region runs from base 77 to 799 and encodes 240 amino acids. Lineage: Eukaryota; Metazoa; Arthropoda; Insecta; Diptera; Drosophilidae. The transcript has 3 exons. Gene Ontology annotation, biological process: protein import into mitochondrial matrix.